AUGAAUUCCCAAUACCGCAGUUCGCAGCCACAACAGGCUCGCACGAAGAAAAAGGAGGAAGAUCCUGCCGACUUUAUGCGCCUGUCUGAGAAAGAAAUCGCAUCAUGCAUCAGCGAGAUGGGGAUACCAUUUCAACCGUCCGACCUCCUCAAACCCAAUCCGCAAGUCAUUCAGAUGGUCUUCGAGCACCUGGCGGAAAUAGGCACAAAUGCAACUCGAGACGCCAUUGACCCUGCCAUGCGUGCCGCCUCGGAAGACAUCUGCGCGGAGUUCCCUGAACUAGUACCAACGGAAACGAGACUUCUCAUGGGCUUCUUCGUUCAAUUACGCACCAUGCUGGAACAAUGUGGGAUCAACGACUUCUCGUUCAAUGACCUUGUCCGCCCGAGCCACGACCGCCUCGUCAAGAUCUUCUCAUACACAAUCAACUUCGUCCGAUUUAGAGAGACGCACACCAAUCUGAUAGAUGAAAACUUCAACAAGGCGGAAAACACGAAAGCCAGGAUUGAGACGCUGUACACAGAAAACCAGGACAUGGAGCAGAGACUAGAAGAGAUGAAGCACAACAGAAAAGCAAUGGAAGUGGCGGUCAAGGAGAAAAUGCGACGCAACGACGAGUUGAAAGCUCGCUUGCUUGAACUGCGUAAGGGUCAGGAAAGAAUUGCAGAACAACUUGAGCGAGCAAAGGCCGAGAAGACCCGCGCGCAAACAUUACUUGAAGAGAAAACUGAACGGCUGGUACGUGCGCGACAAGAAAGCGAGAAAUUGCGGCCCUAUGUCCUCCAAAGCCCGGCUGCGCUGCAAAGUGCCUUGACGGAGUUGUCGGAGAAUUUGAUGCGCGAGAAGAGCCAGAUUGAUGCUUUGGAACGAAGAGGUCGCGCGCUGCAGACAUCUGGCGAUAGCUUCACGGUGGUACAAAACGACGUGCAAGCAUGUGUGAAAGUGCUGGAAGAAAUUGCCGUGGAAUUGCAGAAAGAGGAAGAAGAGGACGCGCGAGCGGCCAAGAACAGAGACGCUCUGGCAGAACGCGGCAAUAACGUUCGAGAGGUCGAACAGAAUGAAAAGCUAUUACAGAGACAGCUCAAGAAGUGGGAAGAGCGGACAGAGGAGUUGCGGCGGAAACACAGAGAGCGCGAUGAAGCCAACAAAGCUAAGAUGGAUGAGUUGCGGGAGAAUCAGCGGCAGCUUCGAGACGAGCGAGCAGAUAAAGGGCGAGAGAUGGAGAGAAGGAGAGUAAGAAUCGAGCAGACCGAGAAAAAGAUGGCCGAUCUCAAAGACAACAUCGACAAUGAAGUCCAUUCGGCCCACGAGGAAUAUUUGAAACUCGAAUCGCAUAUCAAACUGUAUAUCACCGAGAUGGAGCAGAGCCUGUGA
Messenger RNA from Exophiala xenobiotica, 1374 nucleotides. RefSeq lists its product as uncharacterized. Gene Ontology annotation, molecular function: protein-containing complex binding. The record is from RefSeq and is a predicted model, not a curated record. Gene Ontology annotation, cellular component: Ndc80 complex; kinetochore. The transcript has 3 exons. NCBI's taxonomy places the organism in Eukaryota, Fungi, Ascomycota, Eurotiomycetes, Chaetothyriales, Herpotrichiellaceae. Bases 1 to 1374 code for a protein of 457 amino acids. Gene Ontology annotation, biological process: kinetochore organization; meiotic chromosome segregation; attachment of mitotic spindle microtubules to kinetochore.